This is a messenger RNA of Siniperca chuatsi (mandarin fish), 2578 nucleotides long. It is a transcript of the gene katnal2, whose product is annotated as katanin p60 subunit A-like 2. Gene Ontology annotation, molecular function: ATP hydrolysis activity; protein binding; ATP binding. The transcript has 16 exons. The record is from RefSeq and is a predicted model, not a curated record. Bases 727 to 2226 code for a protein of 499 amino acids. NCBI's taxonomy places the organism in Eukaryota, Metazoa, Chordata, Actinopteri, Centrarchiformes, Sinipercidae.
UUUCUAGCAGAUUUGACGGACAGCUAUUGGCAAGCUAAGAACUGUUAGCUAGCAAUGCUCUUAGGAGAGGGGCAUGUAACGUUACCUCUGCUUAUGGCCAAAUUAACUGUCCCAGAUGACAAGUAACGUUAUACUGAUGAUAAUAGAUAAUAUGUAUCCAGGACCAGGUCAUUGUAUUUUACACAUUAUGUUAUGCAGCAAAACAACAGCUAAACUGUCACCGUUAAACGUUAAGCAGUUAGCCGUUGAGCUAAUCAGGCUAUUUUUGCAUGCAUCCAGUGCCACAAUUAAUCAGCGUCUACUGGUUGCCUAGAUACCCAGUCAGGUGGUUGUAAUUUGUGGCGAUUUGUCGCCCUCUACUGGGAUUUUGUCUCUCCCAAUCCCAAUGUAUCAUCAUAAAAUGAAUAAAUGUCUCACUGGGGAGGAAAGGGUAGAAUAUAAUACUCAAGUACGCUACUAUUACUAAACGUUGACCUUUUUUUUUCGCAGCAGACAUUUUGACUCGCCAGGCACAGGUGUUAUUAAUAUCACGAAUGAGGACUGCGAGGUCUUAGGUGUGUUAUGACUUACUGGGACACUUAGCCGCUGUGGAACAAAGUCAUCAUCAGUGGUCGUUUUCCCACCUGUGCUUUUCCUGCUAUUUCAAGUAAAAAUGGGUGCUGUGAAAAGGACCCUUUGAAAAUACUGAAAUACUAAUAGUUAAUACUGGAUGAGCUGAGGACUGAGAUGAGGAGGAAGAGCCUCCUCAUUCUCAUUUACCAACACCUGCUGGGGCAAGGCUACUUGGCUGCAGCAGUGGCCUUGGACCAGGAGACUAAUGGAGGUGUGAGGAGGUUCGAGGUUUGUGAUAACAUCGAUCUGGAGAUGGUGCUGAUGGAGUACGAGAGUUAUCACUACGUCAAGUUCCAGAAGUAUCCCAAACUUAUCAGAAGAACAGCAGAACCAGGUGAGAAAAGAUGUGCAAGAAGUGGUGGAGUAAAGAGGAGUCCCUGUUCAGCUGUGAAGCCGCUUCCCAAAAUCAUCCCAUCCCAGAGUCCACAGUCUGGAAGCGGAGCCAAGAGAACAGCUGCCAGUUCACACACAAAUGAGAUUGGCUCUUCUGUUCCUCCAGAGUCGUCAGAUUUUGGUCUCAACGUUUCCUCCAUCAAAAAUGGACCAGUUGGGGAGGCAGCCAUAAACAGAAAGGGCCAGAUGACUGACGGCAAAGGUUCAAUCCAUGACGCUGUCAAAAGAGCUGGCAGUGACUCAGACCACAUGGAACGGCUGCUGAAGCCCCUCAGUGGCUUUUCUGGAAUGAGCGGUGAGAUGAGAGAACUGGCUGCAGUCAUCAGCAGGGACAUCUAUUUGCACAGCCCCAAUGUGCGGUGGGAGGACAUCAUCGGCCUGGAGGACGCAAAGCGAUUAGUCAAAGAGGCCGUCGUCUAUCCCAUUAAGUACCCCCAGCUGUUUACAGGCAUCCUGUCUCCGUGGAAGGGCUUGCUGCUCUAUGGCCCCCCAGGUACAGGUAAGACGCUGCUGGCCAAGGCCGUGGCUACAGAGUGUAAGACGACCUUCUUCAACAUCUCAGCCUCCAGCAUCGUCAGCAAGUGGAGAGGAGACUCUGAGAAGCUGGUCAGGGUUCUGUUUGAGCUGGCCAGGUACCACGCCCCAUCCACCAUCUUCCUGGAUGAGCUGGAGUCGGUGAUGAGCCAGAGAGGAACCAGCAUGGGAGGAGAGCAUGAAGGGAGUCGCAGGAUGAAGACUGAGCUGCUGGUUCAGAUGGACGGACUGGCGAGAUCAGAGGACCUGGUGUUUGUACUGGCUGCCUCCAACCUGCCUUGGGAACUGGACCAUGCCAUGCUGAGGAGGUUAGAGAAGAGGAUUCUAGUUAGUCUUCCCACCUCGCCAGCUCGCCAAGCCAUGAUCUCUCAUUGGCUGCCCCCUCUUAGCUCCACAGGAGGGGUGGAGCUACGAACUGAGCUGGACUAUGAAACUCUGGCGAAGGGGAUGGAGGGUUACUCUGGCUCUGAUAUAACACUGGUGUGUAAGGAGGCGGCCAUGAGACCAGUCCGCAAGAUCUUUGAUGCUUUGGAGUCACAUCAGGACGGAGAUACUGACAUGCCUGCCAUCCAGCUGGAAACUGUGACAACAGCUGACUUCCUGGAAGUCAUCGCACACACCAAACCCUCGGCUCGAAACCUGAUGGACAGAUACGCAGCCUGGGAGAGAGAGUACGAGUCUGUCUGACACACAGGCACAUUUUAACAUGAGAAAAUUUGGCUUUUAUAUUAACACUACAGCAUAGCUGAUGGACGAGUUUUUGUUUUUCUCACUGUAUACAAAAGGACCUACUAAUGUAUCCCCAUGAACUUCUGGUGGAAUAUUUGACAUCAGUCAGUUAAAAAUGUUCCCAAACUGCACAAAAGAAAAAGACAAACCAAAAUACUGAAAUAAUGUGUAAAUACAAACCUGCUGAACAAGUACCUGAAAACUUUGAUAUUCUGAGCCAGCGCUAUCAUUUGUUUAUGCAGUCUUUAUUCAUUUUGUUUCUGUACAGUGAUCAUAAGUACAAUGAAAUAAACAAUAGUGACCAGCUGAA